This is a messenger RNA of Phlebotomus argentipes, 3188 nucleotides long. RefSeq names its product unconventional myosin ID (gene Myo31DF). Gene Ontology annotation, molecular function: actin filament binding; microfilament motor activity; ATP binding. Bases 153 to 3176 code for a protein of 1007 amino acids. The record is from RefSeq and is a predicted model, not a curated record. NCBI's taxonomy places the organism in Eukaryota, Metazoa, Arthropoda, Insecta, Diptera, Psychodidae. The transcript is spliced from 8 exons. Gene Ontology annotation, biological process: actin filament organization; vesicle transport along actin filament. Gene Ontology annotation, cellular component: vesicle; cytoplasm; actin cytoskeleton.
AAGCCUGCGAGAAGAGGGGAAUUUUGGGCACUUUUUUUUUGUUGACGUGACUCAUCGCGCCGCUGAGAGGUUUCGAAGGUGUCCGAAGUGAAUCACAUUCCUUGCUGCGUUCUUUUCCCUGCGCGCACCGUCCGAGAAAAGCCCCAAGAAUCAUGGUCAUCGCGGAGACUCAGCCCGGAGUGCACGAUCUCGUGCUACUCGAUCAACUCACGGAGGAGAAAAUCGUGGACAACCUGCGGAAAAGGUUCCAAGCGAAUGUGAUCUACACGUACAUCGGCGAGGUGUGCGUCUCCAUGAAUCCGUACCGCGAGAUGAACAUCUACGGAACGGACAAUGUCAAUAAGUACAAAGGUCGGGAACUCUUUGAGAAUCCACCGCACAUUUUCGCCCUCGCAGAUGCUGCCUAUCGUGCCAUAAAGCAAAAGAACAGCGACACUUGUGUCAUAAUUUCCGGCGAGUCUGGAGCUGGAAAAACCGAAGCAUCGAAGAUUAUCAUGAAAUACAUCGCGGCAAUAACGAAUCCCGAGAGUCAGAGUCAGAUUCAGAGAGUUCGAAACGUCCUGAUCCAGAGCAAUGCUCUUCUGGAGUCUUUCGGUAAUGCCAAAACCAACAGGAAUGACAACUCCAGUCGCUUUGGCAAGUACAUGGAAAUUGUGUUCGACUUCAAGGCGGAUCCUGUGGGCGGAGUGGUGACGAAGUACCUUCUGGAGAAGUCCAGGGUGAUCCAGCAAUUGCCCGGCGAGAGGAACUUCCACUGCUUCUAUCAGCUGCUAAAUGGCGCGAGUGAUAAAGAGCUGAGAGAUCUUCAGUUGACUCGUGACCCGAGACAGUUUCACUACACCAGUCAAGGAAGUGUAGAUCCCGCGGAGAAGGCCAACUUCAAGACCACUCUGGCCGCUCUCACAUCCCUCCACUUCAGCGCCGAGGAGAUUCAGACCAUCUGGCGACUCCUCGGAGCCAUUCUCUGGCUCGGCAAUGUCCAGUUCAAGAGUGAAGACGACAAGUUGGGCGUCGCGAACCAGAACGCCUUGAAGAAUGUGUCAUCGCUGCUGCGCGUGACGGAGGCUGAUCUACGCCAUGCUCUCACGGGGAGAGUGAUUGCGGCCCAUGGAGAUGUUGUGGUGAAGGAGCACAACGUUUCUCAGGCGGAAUUCGGCCGCGAUGCGUUGGCCAAGAGCAUCUAUGAGCGUCUCUUCGACUGGAUCAUCGAACACAUAAACCGCGGCAUCGCCACGCCGGGCGACAAGAACCUGCAGCGGUACUUCCGUGAGAUUGGCGUGCUGGACAUCUAUGGAUUUGAAGUGUUCGACACGAAUAGCUUCGAGCAAUUCUGCAUCAAUUAUUGCAAUGAAAAGCUGCAGCAACUCUUCAUUGAACUUGUGCUGCAGCAAGAGCAGGAAGAGUACCGUCGCGAGGGCAUCGAGUGGACGGUGAUUGAGUACUUCAACAAUCAGAUCAUCUGCGAUCUGGUGGAGAAGCCACACUCAGGCAUCAUUGCCACUAUGGAUGAGGCGUGUCUCAAUGUGGGCAAGAUCAAUGAUGAGAUCCUCUUGGAGGCGAUGGACAAGAAGCUGGCCCAGCAUCCGCAUUACACCAGUCGCCAGCUGAAACCCAUGGACAAGGAGUUGCAGCACAAGAAGGACUUCAGGAUCGUGCAUUUUGCCGGCGAUGUUGUGUACAAGAUCGAUGGAUUUCUAGAGAAGAACAAAGACACGCUCUUCCAGGACUUUAAGAGGCUGCUAUUCAGCUCCAAGGAUCCGCUAUUGAGUGGGAUGUGGCCCGAGGGCGCUCAAGACAUCUCUAAAAUUACCAAGCGGCCACUCACGGCUGGAACACUCUUCCAGCGAUCCAUGCAGGAACUUGUGAAACAGCUGAAGACCAAGGAGCCUUUCUACUUGCGUUGCAUCAAGCCGAACGACAUCAAGGCGCCUGCGAAAUUUGAUCAGGACCGUGUGAUUCACCAAGUUCGCUAUCUUGGACUGCUGGAGAACGUGCGUGUCCGGCGGGCGGGCUUCGCCCAUCGUCAGACAUACGAGAAGUUCCUGGCGCGUUACAAGAUGAUCUCGCAGUACACCUGGCCGAACUAUCGUGGCGCUGGAGCCAAGGAAGGUGUCCAGGUGCUGAUCAAAGACAAGGGAUUCCACUCAGACGUCAAGUACGGCCGAUCGAAGAUUUUCAUCCGAUCCCCAGGAACUGUGUUCGAUCUCGAGAGGCAUCGCAAUCAGAUGAUCCCGCAAAUUGUGACGCUGAUCCAGAAGCACGUUCGAGGAUGGAUCUGCAGGAGGCGGUACAAGAAAAUGCUAGCCGCUCUGACGAUCAUCAGGUAUUACAGGAACUACCGUCUGCGGAUGUACGUGGAGAAAUUGUCAAAGCUCUUCAGAAAUGCGCGCAAUAUGCCAGACUAUGGGAAGAACAUUCAGUGGCCGAGCGAGAGGUUGAUUCAUCGCGAUGCCAGAAGGAUUCUCAUGGACAUCUUCACCAAGUGGCGCUGCUUCAUGAUCCUCAGACGCUAUCCAAGAUCCGAGUGGCCGACUCUGAGACUCCAGAUCGUUGCUGCUCACGCCAUGGGCCGAAAGCGCCCCCAUCUGGGCCUCAAUCGCAAGUGGCAGGGCAAUUACUUGUCCAUAGCGCAGGAAAAUUCGCAAUAUAAUGCAUUCAAUGCUAGCGCCAGGACAAUGAUGAGUACAGACAAUUUCAAGAGCAUCCUCUUCUCGGGCUUCGUGAAGAAGUUCAACAGGUUCAAUAAGACAGCCGACCGUGCCAUCAUGAUCACCGAGAACACCAUCUACAAGCUGGAAGAUGCCAGAGGAAAGUUCCGGAAUAUGAAGAGAUCCAUCGCCAUUCGAGAUCUUACUGGGCUUAGCGUGAGUCCAGACAGAGAUCAGUUGAUUGUUUUCCACUCCCCGGACAACAAUGAUCUUGUGGUGGCGCUCCAGGCUGAGAACGGGGCGCUCCUGCACGAGGAUAGAAUCGGAGAAGUCGUGGGAAAUGUUUGCAAGCGAUACUACGACAUCCACCGGAACGACCUCAGAGUAAUCGUCGAGACAUCGAUAUCGUGCCAGUUGGGCAAGAAGGCCCGCAAGCUGAACGUGGAAGUCGUGUCGGCUACCACAGUACCGGCGUUCAAGAAUGCCGGCAACCUCGUGACAUUCGAAGUGCCUCCAAUAUCCAACUGAGUACUUCAAGUG